CUAUUGUUCGCAAUCAGAUGAAAUCACAGACAAACAGCGGAUGGCUCUCUCUGACAGAAUGUCUGAACAAAGCACGCUUUCUGAGCACAUUUUGCCGAGCACAUUUGAUCACCUGAUUUCUUCUAACUGGUCUGGAUUACAGACAGAAUCUGGACCAGAGGAAAUGAAACAGACUGGUGAGGAGCAGGGGAGUAAACUGCGCUGGGCAGCUCUGCCGAUACUCACGGUGAUAAUACCCACGAUUGGUGGAAACGUCCUUGUAAUCCUGGCUGUCUCACUGGAGAAAAAGCUGCAGUACGCUACCAAUUACUUUCUUAUGUCCCUGGCGGUGGCUGAUCUGCUGGUUGGAUUGUUUGUGAUGCCGAUCGCUCUCUUGACAAUAAUGUUUGAGCCGACGUGGCCCCUGCCACUUGUCCUGUGCCCUGCUUGGUUAUUUCUCGAUGUUCUAUUUUCUACUGCAUCCAUCAUGCAUCUCUGUGCCAUCUCAGUGGAUCGUUACAUAGCCAUCAAAAAGCCAAUCCAGGCCAGUCAAUGUAACUCCCGUGCCACAGCAUUCAUCAAGAUCACAGUGGUCUGGCUGAUUUCCAUAGGCAUUGCUAUUCCAAUCCCUAUUAAAGGUAUAGAGGUCGAUGUGGGUAACCUGAACAACAUCACUUGUGCGCUGACCAAGGACCGUUUUGGCAACUUCAUGCUCUUUGGCUCACUGGCUGCCUUCUUCAUGCCUCUUGCGAUUAUGAUUGUCACCUACUUACUCACCAUCCACGCUUUACAGAAGAAAGGUUACUUCAUCAAAAGCAAGCCACCCCAACGCCUAACGUGGUUGACUGUGUCCACAGUUUUCCAAAGGGAUGAAACACCGUGCUCAUCACCUGAAAAGGUGGCAAUGCUGGAUGGUUCUCGCAAGGACAAAACUCUGCCCAAGUCAAGUGAUGACUUACGAAGGAUGUCUACGGCUGGAACAAGGUCAGUGCAGACCAUGUCCAACGAACAGAGAGCCUCCAAGGUCCUAGGGAUUGUUUUCUUCCUCUUUCUGCUUAUGUGGAGCCCCUUUUUUAUUACAAAUAUAACUUUAGUUUUAUGUGAAUCUUGCAACCAGUUUACUCUCAAUAAGCUCCUAGAAAUAUUUGUGUGGAUAGGCUAUGUUUCCUCAGGGGUAAAUCCUUUGGUCUACACCCUCUUCAACAAGACAUUUCGAGAUGCGUUUGUACGAUAUAUCACUUGUAAUUAUCAGGCCACAAAGUCAGUAAAAACUCUUAGAAAAUGCUCCAGCAAGAUCUACUUCCAGAAUCCAAUGACAGAGAACUCUAAGCUUUUCAUGAAACAUGGAAUGAAGAAUGGGAUCAAUCCUGUCUUGUACCAGAGCCCAAUGAGACUCCGAAGUUCAACAAUUCAGUCUUCAUCAGUCAUUCUACUAGAUACCCUUCUUCUCACCGACAACGAAGGUGACAAAACUGAAGAGCAAGUCAGUUAUGUAUAGUGCAACUGGGA
Orycteropus afer afer is the source of this 1488-nucleotide messenger RNA. RefSeq names its product 5-hydroxytryptamine receptor 2B (gene HTR2B). Gene Ontology annotation, cellular component: plasma membrane; dendrite. Gene Ontology annotation, molecular function: G protein-coupled serotonin receptor activity; neurotransmitter receptor activity. NCBI's taxonomy places the organism in Eukaryota, Metazoa, Chordata, Mammalia, Tubulidentata, Orycteropodidae. The record is from RefSeq and is a predicted model, not a curated record. Gene Ontology annotation, biological process: vasoconstriction; regulation of behavior; chemical synaptic transmission.